CCUACCACCACUUCCUUCCAGUGAGAGAGAGAGAAAGAAUGGAUUUCUCCUUGCUUCUUCAUUCAUGUGUGUAUGUGUGUCUACGCUACUGCUAAAUGGAUCCUGCAGUAUAACCGACUUUUUUUUUAAUUUCUUUCUCCCCUACAGAUUUGGAUUACAAAUGCAUACUAGGGGUGACAGAGGAUGUACGUGCGUUUUUUUUCUCGUUUUUAUUGCUAUUGCAGAAUAAAUCCGCGCUAUGGAAGAAGUCAGAAAACUAAAGCACUGCACUGGGUUGAACUCUGCAGUGCUUAAUGAUCGGGAAGGAUGAAGAUAAAUGAAAACAUCAGUCUUUACUUUUAAAAAAAUCGAAAUUAAAAACAGAAAAUCUGCACGUGGAUGAAGUUGCAUGCUGAAGAAGAGGAAGACGAAGUGCUGAACUGGAGGAUCGGAGGAUCUGAUCUACAGAUGCACACAUGCAUGGAGAGAUCGAUUAAUGGAUACGUGCAUUUUUGUUGUUGUUAUUGCUGGUACGAGGAUAUACAUGUUUUUUUUCUUUUCUUUUUGAAAUGUUGCUUCUUUUUGCAGAAGCCUCUCCUUUGUAAUAUUGUGGCAAAGCGCUAAAGGUGGAGCAAUGCAGGGAAUGCGUGCAUGCAGCAUGAAACAGACCUCUCUAACCACCUGCUAAAUGUGUUUCACUCAACAUUUUUCUUUUUUCCUUUCUUUCCUUCUUUUUCUUUUUUCUCUGCCUAAUUUUGUCCUCCUGCACUUCAGAAAUCAAAGCGCGAGCACCCAGGGAUCUGUAGUGCGCAAGACUACGUAUCAGCCAUCAUUUUUUGGAAAUCUUCCGGGUUUUUUUUCCUAAUUAUUCCUAUCUAAAUGGAAGUAUUGGAAAUCGAAGACAGUGGUGAAAGGAGCAGACAUGGUUCAUGGGCGCAGUUUCCUUCACGUUGUUGCAGGUCUCCUUAUUGUUGGCUUGUCUGUUGCGACAAAAAAAGAAGCAGUAAGAAACAACUCAGGGGUCCAACCAGCAGGACAGUGUGGAACGUGGGUGAAAAAACCAGAGGGAGGACUCUUCACCUCCCCCAAUUACCCCAACAAAUACCCACCAGAGCGAGAGUGCAUUUACGUCAUUGAAGCUCCCCCGAGACAGUGUAUCGACCUCUUCUUUGAUGAGAAGUACUCAAUAGAGCCUUCCUGGGAAUGUAAAUUUGACCACAUUGAAGUGCGCGACGGACCUUUUGGCUUUUCUCCAAUAAUCGGACGUUACUGUGGCCAGCAGAGCCCGCAGUACAUCAGGUCGAGUGGCCGAUACCUCUGGAUAAAAUUUGUCGCGGAUGGUGAACUAGAAGCCAUCGGAUUUUCAGCGAACUACAACUUCACCACAGAUCCUGACUUUAAAGACAUGGGUGUCCCCAAACCUCUUCCCGCUUGUGAGUUUGAGAUGAGUGGACCCGAAGGCAUCAUUGAAUCACAACAGAUCAUCAGAGACGGUAAAGCUUUGCAGACGGAAGCUGUAGACUGCAAGUGGUUCAUCAGAGCUCCUCCUCGCUCUAAGAUUUACCUGCGGUUCCUGGACUACGAGAUGCAGAACUCAAACGAGUGCAAGCGGAACUUUGUAGCAGUAUACGACGGCAGCGGCUCCGUUGAGGACCUGAAGUGUAAAUUCUGCAGCACAGUGGCCAGUGACGUGACGUUGAGAACCGCACUGGGUGUGGUGCGUAUGUGGGCAGAUGAGCACAGCCGCCGCAGCCGCUUCCGCAUCCUCUAUACCACCUUUAGAGAGCCUCCAUGCGAUGCUGACAUGUUCUUCUGCCACAGCAACAUGUGCAUCAACAACUCACUGGUGUGUAAUGGGAUCCAGAACUGUGUGUAUCCAUGGGACGAAAAUCACUGCAAAGAGAAAAGAAAAGCGAACAUCCUGGAUAACCUGAACAACACUAACGGCAGCAUCAUUGGCGUGACGUGCUGCAUCGUCCUCGUCCUCCUCGUCGUCUCGGUCACGGUGCAGAUCAAGCAGCCACGGAAAAAGUACGUGGUGCAGCGCGACGACUUUCAGGAAGCGUUCCAAGAAACACCCCGCCGCUACGACCUCGGUGACAUUGCUGAACUUACAGAUGAUGUCGAGACGACCUUCCAGAAGCGGUGCGUCCACGAGCACCACUGUGGCCGCGCCAAAACGGCGGCUGUGAUGGAUCCGCAUCAUCACCACCACCAUUACCAUCAUCAUCAUCACGAUAACCGGCGUAGCAUCGUGGUCAUGAAGCACAGCUACUCGCAGGAAGAAGCAGAGAUGGAGGACGAGCUUGAUGAGGAGGUUCCAACCACCAGCCACCGACUGGCCAGACACGACAAAGCAGUGCAGCGGUUCUGCCUCAUUGGGUCUCUAAGCAAACACGAAUCAGAGUACAACACGACUAGGGUGUAGGAGACGAUCAGGAGGUAAGAGUCCCUAAAAAAAGCAUGAUAUGGAUCAUUUCUUUCAAAUAUUAUGAAGCCAUUGUGAGUAAGUGCUUUUGUUUUUACCACCUGGAUGUUGCAUCAUCUUGCUUGCUGGUGAAGUUUUUUGUGAUAUAUUGAUUUUUUUUUCAUUGACAUUGUUAUUCUUUAUGUUUACACCUGUACAUGAUUUGCUUAUAUGCAUGGACUGUGUAGAUUUCAAUUUCAGCACUGUAUUGACUGAGCAAGAUUCAGCCAUAAGUUUAAAAGGUUAGAUUUUUGCAAAACAUUUUAUCAGAGGUCAUACAGCAGCAAGGUGUACAGUGAAACACUACAUAAGUAGAAGAUGAAAUAUGGAGGCAAGAACCUACUCAAGUUAAAGUUAAAACAACAAAAUUCUCCAUUUACAUAAUCAUAUAGUAUAUGCAAGAGUUAUGAAGAACAGGGCUGACUACAAGUGAUUCCAUUUAUAGAUCCUUCAUUAAUUAUUAUCUUUUUUUUUUUCGAACCUAGAAUUUUCCCUAAUGCUUAGAAGCCAUAUUAAAACAACAACCUGGACUACCUGGCUAAUUUUAAUUAAACUGCAAAAAUCAUGUUUAUAAAACACAAUUAUAAAAAGAUAAUUACAAAACUUAAAUAGCUCUAUAAUCUAUUUUUUGGUGAGAGUAUGGAGCAGGUUGAGAAGAGCUUGGAGAGGUGGAGGUACACGCUGGAGAGAAGGGGAAUAAAAGUCAGUAGGAGUAAGACAGAGUACAUGUGUGUGAAUGAGAG
Messenger RNA from Silurus meridionalis, 3189 nucleotides. It is a transcript of the gene neto1l, whose product is annotated as neuropilin (NRP) and tolloid (TLL)-like 1, like. Bases 902 to 2407 code for a protein of 501 amino acids. The record is from RefSeq and is a predicted model, not a curated record. The transcript is spliced from 10 exons. Gene Ontology annotation, molecular function: protein binding. NCBI's taxonomy places the organism in Eukaryota, Metazoa, Chordata, Actinopteri, Siluriformes, Siluridae.